GGGUGGGGGAAGUUGUUGUGUUGAACUCUAAGCAUGGGAAAGGAGAAGGAAGGAGAUUUGUGGGACGAUUCAGCUCUCAUCGAUGCCUUCGAUCACGCGAUUUCUACUUACAAGAAAAUGCAUAGCGGCGCCAAAAAUAAAGUUGAAGAAGCAGAGAGAGUGACCGCAGAAAAUGCCUCCAAGGUUGAGUUCCCGACUCUUCACACUACUAGGGAUGCUGGUGACAAAGGCAAUGUUCCGGCAAUUGAUGGGCCUGGUUCUGGUGAUACUAGUAAUGUGUCAAAGUUGGAAGAAAACCAUCAUGCAGAAUCACAGGUGGACCAACCUUGUCUAGAUUCAGCAAGUGGUCAAGACAUCCAGAGUGUGCACGACGGUUAUGUAUAUGCGCAGGGUGCAGAUGAUUAUAAUCAGUUGGUUGCACAGUACUAUGAACUUGAGGAGAAAAGGAUGAAGAUUUUGGAGCAACUUAAUCAAUACGGUGGUUUGAAUUACCAAUACACGGCUGCUGCUUCUAGUUCUGCUGUGCCAUAUUCUGAUGCUCAAGGUUAUUCAAUGGCUACGCACCAAGUUUCUGAUCCAAAUGCUGUCUGUUCGUGUUGCCCGUGUUUUAGUCAAUGUGUGUUGGCUCCAUGCACUUCAGUUCCAGGUUGUUCUCUGGGUGGAUCGUGUGUUGGCAAACCUUCUUGCAAUCAAUACGUAGAAAUGGAUCAUAAAAUGUCUUUUCCGAGGGAGGAUGGUGAAAUCCACAAAAUGGCAAUGGGAGCAGCAGAGAGGGCACUGUCUACUAUUAGAACAACCAUCCCUGCUGAUUAUAAUAUAAAUGAAGAGAAAGAGAGAAACAAUACUGAACCUGGACAAAGUAAUGGCUCAGAAACAGAUCUUACUGCCGUUUUGAAUGCUUGGUAUUCGGCUGGCUUCUAUACUGGAAAGUACCUUGUUGAACAGUCCAUUCAAAACAGAAGGCAAAAGUAAACUCCUAGAUCUUCUUCAGGUGGAGCGAAAGGGCUCUCAUACAAGUCUUGUCAACAUACUAAACAUUUGUCGAUUGAUCUACAUUUUUACAGCCUCGGGAAAUGCUGGUAGUCUGAUCUAAUUGUCAACAUACUAAAGAUUUUACAGGACACAUUCAGGGAAUAUUUUUGCCUUCUGCUGUAGACACGAUUAUAUUGCUUAAGUUUGGUGUUGAAUGCCAGAGACAUUAAAAUGUUAAUGGU
Messenger RNA from Abrus precatorius (Indian licorice), 1214 nucleotides. RefSeq lists its product as uncharacterized. The record is from RefSeq and is a predicted model, not a curated record. Bases 34 to 972 code for a protein of 312 amino acids. Lineage: Eukaryota; Viridiplantae; Streptophyta; Magnoliopsida; Fabales; Fabaceae. The transcript is spliced from 5 exons.